GAGAAGAUUUUUCCAAUAGCUGAUGGUGAGGACACGCCUGUGUUUGAACAAGCGCUGUGGAGGUGUAGUCACACAAGAGACACUCUCUCCAGGAUCUGAGGAAAAGAACUUGACGCUGCUGUCUGGCACAAGGCUGGUGUGAAACUCUAAAAGUUAAAUAGUCAAGAUGCCUGAAACAGCAGAGGCUGUGGCUGCCACUCUGACCACCAACAGAAACUGCACCAUAGAGAUAACCAAUGUUAGUGGUAGCUUCUGUCUCAUUAACCCCAAGGUUUACAUGUCAAGUGGCUUUUCUUACCAUCCACCCCAACCCACAGUUCGAACCCAAAAGACGGAAGUGUGCUCCUUCACAAAGGAUGACAACACCGCCACUGGUGCAGUCGGCCUCCUGACUUAUGACUUGUUCCACAUGCAGAGUCGGGUUUGCUCUGAGCGCAUGGCCAUCAUGUUCUCUGUGCCUUUCGACUUCAACAUUUACAAGAACCGGCUGGCUGUGGGCGUGGUCGAGCAUUCCCGGGCCUGCGACAAACAUCUGUUCGACCAGAUGUAUGAUGGGAAAGAUCUCAGCAACUUCACCCGCUCAGACGCAAACGGGUGUGGUCUGGAAUAUAAAGCACAAUAUGUUGAUUUAAAAGCCACAAUGUCUACAGUCGGCAAAGCCAUUGUUAAAGUGGAGCUGUAUGAUAAAAUGGGGCGUUAGUGUGCAGACCAGUUGGGUUUUAUCCUUCCAUUUUUGUUGUUUUUUUUUGUGUCCUCAGAGUAAAAAGAACUUGGGUGAUGUGAUCACUGUUGUCAUCUUGAUAUAAAAAAAAGCAUUCAAGAGAGGAAGACUGAUUUUGCUGUCAUCAAUAUUUUGUGUCUGCUGAGAGAUAUCAAUACCUGACAGCCAGCUCAUUGAUUUCCCAUUAGCUAAUGUCUUGGACUCAUGUAAGCUGUACUCUCUCUACUCUUUAAAUAUGGUAAUAAAACAUUCAGACCCAAUGCUCAUGUUGC
Cyprinodon variegatus (sheepshead minnow) is the source of this 993-nucleotide messenger RNA. Its product is annotated as bryoporin-like. The record is from RefSeq and is a predicted model, not a curated record. Bases 167 to 700 code for a protein of 177 amino acids. The transcript has 3 exons. Lineage: Eukaryota; Metazoa; Chordata; Actinopteri; Cyprinodontiformes; Cyprinodontidae. Gene Ontology annotation, molecular function: channel activity. Gene Ontology annotation, biological process: cytolysis in another organism; pore complex assembly; monoatomic cation transport. Gene Ontology annotation, cellular component: pore complex.